AUGGACAUUGAGGCAAUGCUACAGCGCCUCAAUCCAAAUGCGGAGGAGUAUGUCCCGUCGUCAGUGCAGCACAGGCCGACUGCUAUUGUUCGGACCAUUCCAUCCAGAUUCGCUUCUUCCAAGAGGAACUCCAUGAAGAAGGCGCAUAAGGUUCCUGCUUGUGCUGAACGUUGGCGACGACAGCCUAGAACGUCACAGAUUUCCACCGAAGAAUCCAUCAAGAGGACCGUUUAUGUCUCUGACAUUGAUCAGCAGGUUACAGAAGAACAACUUGCUACACUUUUCCUGUCCUGCGGCCAGGUUGUUGAUUGUCGAAUCUGUGGAGAUCCGAAUUCUAUCCUUCGAUUUGCUUUUGUGGAAUUCACAAACGAAGAGGGAGCAAAAAAGGCCCUGGCUGUAGCAGGAACCAUGCUGGGUUACUAUCCACUCCGCGUCUUACCUUCUAAGACUGCCAUUCUGCCAGUCAACCCCAACUAUCUACCCAAGAGCCAGGGCGAGAAGGAGAUGUGUGCUCGCACUAUCUAUUGUACCAACAUUGAUAAGAAGGUUGCUCAUUCUGAUAUGAAGCUCUUCUUUGAGUCACUCUGUGGAGAGGUUUCACGUCUUCGGUUGCUUGGAGACUCCCAGCACCCCACCAGGAUUGCCUUUGUAGAAUUUGUGAUGGCGGAGAGUGCAAUGGCUGCUCUGAAUUGCAGUGGAGCUAUAUUGGGUAGCCUGCCAAUCAGGGUCAGCCCUUCCAAGACGCCCUUGAGGCCAAGGGGUCCACGUCACCAUAUUCUACGCUAG
This is a messenger RNA of Closterium sp. Yama58-4, 786 nucleotides long. Lineage: Eukaryota; Viridiplantae; Streptophyta; Zygnematophyceae; Desmidiales; Closteriaceae. The record is from the annotation of a GenBank genome assembly.